This is a messenger RNA of Fonsecaea multimorphosa CBS 102226, 801 nucleotides long. RefSeq lists its product as uncharacterized. The transcript is spliced from 4 exons. The record is from RefSeq and is a predicted model, not a curated record. Lineage: Eukaryota; Fungi; Ascomycota; Eurotiomycetes; Chaetothyriales; Herpotrichiellaceae. The coding region runs from base 1 to 801 and encodes 266 amino acids.
AUGAAUGCUUCAGUGGCCCAUCCCUCUUUACCCAGGGUUCUGGUGUUCAUUUGCCUGAUAUUUACUGCUUGCGCUCACGCUACAGCAAAUUUUACCAUUGUCAAUGGUCAAAUAUAUACACCAGGUUUAGCAAUCAUCGAUGCACCUCAGCCAUUUACGCCUGAAGGGGGUGACUUCCUCCAGGUCGCUCUUGAUAUCUCAGGAGAUGGCCGGAUCCCCCAGCCUCCGUACUCUCCUAGCGUUGAGACCGAGAUUCUCAAUAUCACCAUGUUUUUGUUCAGCUAUGUUACGGGCCUCAAUUUGACGAUAUCGAAUGGCACCAGCUUUCAGAAUGCGGGAUGUGCGGAGAUUAUGGCACAGGAGAGUGGCAGUACCGUGAAGCAUGUCAACUGGGCAUGGCCUGACUGUCUGGUUGGGAAUGGUGACGACGAUUCCGGGAGCUCAUCCGAUAGAGGCUCUUAUAAUGUCUCGAUCCAUCAAUCGUUUCGAAUCAAUGGGACCGGAUACUACACAAUCUUCAACCUCCCCAUCCAGGUCACCAAUUCCAUUCCUAACACCACGCAGCUGGCAGCCAGUGGAACUCGCCCUUCGUGUGCACUCCGAAACAACCUCCUGCAAAAUCAGACGAGCCAGGAUGUGAGCGUGUCUCCUCCAUCUUCUCAGCCGUAUUUCGGCGGUGCUCUCAGCGUUGAGGGCGGGACCCAGAAUCAAGCAGUCGCGGGAUUGCGCGUUCCGAAUGGCAGCAUGGCAGGACUCUCGACCCUCAUUUUCAUUGUUCUUACUUCACACCUGACGCUGUAA